UUGACGGCUUCGCUUGCAUCACUGGGUCCGAUAGCAUGGGUCAAACUAAGCAAUGAAGAUGUUCGCUUUACCGUAAUUCCUGAUCAAGGCUCGUCGGUCUGGGCGUAUGUAAAUGAUCAAAUCUUCGAAACAUACACCAUUCAGUCCGCAGCAGAAAAUAACACAAUCAAUCUCGAGGUACCGUUGCAGAAUCUCCAUCGAGCGCUCAAGUCGGCCCAGAACGCCAGCCAUGCAUCAAUUCGCUUGACCAAGAAGAACAACAUCCCGCUCCUCUCUCUGACCAUCACGACCGCCAUCUUCGCCGGCGCUCCCAAACCCACAAUACAGCAUGGCGCUUCAGAAGGCUAUGGCUACAACACAGGCUUUCCGCCAGGCGACGAGUUUGCCAACCAGUUCCCCACCGACGAGGUCGACGAGCCUGUUUACGAUCGCCCCAACAGAGAAACCAUCAUUACCCAAGACAUACCCAUCAAAGUCCUCUCUCAAGCCGUCGUAUCUGGCCUGCUUGAGCCAGUGGCCAGAGAACCAGACGUCCAUAUCGUGCUUCCACCCCUGCUUCAACUCAAAUCCAUCUCCGAUCGCUUCACCAAACUCGCCGUCUCGAGCACGAAGACACCAAAUGGGUCAACUGGCUUUAGGGGAAAUACAGCGCGGAUACCGAAAUUAGAGUUGAGCGCAAAUAUGCACGGAUGUUUGAAGUUGAGACUGAAGACUGAUGCCAUGGACAUCAGCUCAAGGUGGAUUGGACUCAGUAAUCCAGAACUCGAUCCUAACACUGUGGCUGGCGGUGAGGAGGGUAUUGCACAACAUCCGAGUACCCUGAUGCGGGCACGAGGCGAUCCCGAAGGCAACAGUGAUGAAGGCUGGGCAGUGGUCAGAUUGGAUGGUAAGGAUUGGGGUAAAGUCUUGGGUAUUGGAAGGGUGGGCGGAAGAGUUAUUGCUUGUAAGUCUCACUUCUGCUGUCUACUGUAUUCUUACGCUGACAUAUAUCAGGCUNUUUGCGAUGAGCAUGCAUUGAUAUUGUACGUCUAUCUCACCAACGAAGAGGCUGGCGGCGCUGAAUCGGUGAUUACAUACUAUAUCAGUUCGUACAGUCAG
Messenger RNA from Aureobasidium uvarum, 1098 nucleotides. The record is from the annotation of a GenBank genome assembly. NCBI's taxonomy places the organism in Eukaryota, Fungi, Ascomycota, Dothideomycetes, Dothideales, Saccotheciaceae.